Ruditapes philippinarum (Manila clam) is the source of this 991-nucleotide messenger RNA. Its product is annotated as ribosome quality control complex subunit NEMF-like. Gene Ontology annotation, biological process: rescue of stalled cytosolic ribosome; ribosome-associated ubiquitin-dependent protein catabolic process. The transcript is spliced from 7 exons. Gene Ontology annotation, molecular function: ribosomal large subunit binding; tRNA binding. The record is from RefSeq and is a predicted model, not a curated record. Lineage: Eukaryota; Metazoa; Mollusca; Bivalvia; Venerida; Veneridae. Bases 59 to 682 code for a protein of 207 amino acids. Gene Ontology annotation, cellular component: RQC complex.
AGAAAAUACAAAUUAACCACAAAAAAUAUUUAUAUAUAUAUUGUUACUUCAGGCCAAGAUGAAGAAAUUGAAGGACAAAUAUAAAGAUCAGGAUGAGGAAGAGAGACAACUCCGUAUGGAAAUUCUUGCUUCUGCUGGCAGUAAAAAGGAAGAUAAAAAGAAGAAAGGAAAGAAGGAUGAAAAAGGACGUCCACAAUCUGCAGUGGAGAAAAAACCCCAACAACAACAGAGAAAGAAGCCAGAACUUGUUGAUAUCAUUAUUAAAGAUGUUGAAAACACAGCAAUUACAGAGGAUCCUACAAACAAUAAAGAGAUUGUAGAAGCUCAGGUCAAUGACGAUGAUGAGAAGUUAGAAGAUGACACACAAACUACUGAUGACCAGCAGAUUUUGAAUUCUUUGACUGGCAUACCAAAUAUUGAGGAUGAGUUGCUGUUUGCUCUGCCAGUCUGUGCUCCAUACAAUGCACUGACAAAUUAUAAGUACAAGGUUAAGCUGCUGCCAGGGUCAACAAAAAGAGGAAAAGCUGCAAAAAUUGCCAUUAACAUGUUCCAGUAUGAUAAAACUAUAACACCAAGAGAAAGAGACCUUGUAAAAAUAUCAAAGGAUGUGAACAUAUCACGGAACAUUCCAGGAAAAGUGAAGGUCACAGCCCCAAACAUUAGCAAGGUGAAGAGGAAGUGAAUUCAAAAUCAGACAAUAAAAUCUAAUUGUGCAAUUGAAUAUUAUAAUGAUAAAUAAUUAUUAUAAGACUAUGAUAAAAGAAAGAUUAUUUCUUUUCAAAUAAUUGUUGAAUAAAUACUUAAUUUCUUUUAUCAUUUAGACAUGGUAUUUAGUACUUUUUCUGAAAAGGUGAGUUCUUGCUUUGUUUGCUCAAGGAUUUUAUUUAAUUAUGUAACAAAAAAUGCUAUAGCUCAAGGAUAAAAUUUGUGUAUGAAUAUAUUUAUCUUAGAGUCCUUCCCCUCUAUUGUUAAGUUUUAUCAUUUCUUGAUG